Molecule: messenger RNA, 588 nt
Organism: Kalmanozyma brasiliensis GHG001
Lineage: Eukaryota; Fungi; Basidiomycota; Ustilaginomycetes; Ustilaginales
Product: Protein of unknown function DUF1168
Exons: 2
Coding region: 1-588 (195 amino acids)
Biological process (GO): negative regulation of protein kinase activity
Cellular component (GO): nucleolus
Molecular function (GO): protein kinase binding; protein kinase inhibitor activity; double-stranded RNA binding
Source: RefSeq, a predicted model, not a curated record
AUGCCGGCUUCUCCAGACGCGAACGAGGCAUCCUCGUCUCGCAGCGCCAUGGACUCUUCCGCCAGGAAAGGAAAACUCUCGCCGCACGAGAGGCAAGCGCAAGCCAUCUCCAAGCUGCUUGCCAAUCCCGACAAGGAAAUUCGCAUCCCAGACGGUCCUAAGGAGAAGUCAAUACGACCGCCACGCGAUGUGAUGAAGAACGUCACCGGCUCGAGUGCAGGUGCUGGCUCAGGCGAGUUUCACGUGUACAAGCAACAACGUCGGCGAGAAAACGAACGGAUCCAGCUUAUGGAAGAGCAAAAUCUAAAGCUCACGGAACAAGAAGAGUUUGAACGGAAACGAGCCCAGAUCCAGGAGAAAGACGAAGCCAAGACGGACAAGAACCGCGCAAAGCGUGAAAAGAAGAAGCUCGCAGCUAUGAAAGCACAGGCAGCGCUCAAAGGCAAAGAUCCGAGCAAAGUCACCACCACCGCCUCAAGUGCGGACAGAUCCAACGGAGAACCAGAGGCAAAAAAGCAGCGGUUGCACAACGAAGCUGUCCAUCGAGUCGAGUUCAAACCUAAGGAUGAUUCAAACGAUGAUUCAUAA